This is a messenger RNA of Dermacentor andersoni, 1234 nucleotides long. RefSeq lists its product as uncharacterized. Lineage: Eukaryota; Metazoa; Arthropoda; Arachnida; Ixodida; Ixodidae. The record is from RefSeq and is a predicted model, not a curated record.
AAGACACUAAUAUUUUACAGGCCGACCUAAAGAAAAUCUCACUUUGGUGCGAGCAAUAGCAAAUGGAAAUUAAUGUUUCUAAAACUAAAACAGUGACAUUUAGCAGAGCCAGUAACGUUCACUUAAGUUCAUAUUUUAUGAACAGCAUAUGCAUAGAGAAUGUGUCUACAUUAAAAUAUUUGGGAGUCCAUUUAACUUCUAACCUUACAUGGAAUGAUCACAUUGAUGAAAUAAUUUCGAAAGCGAAUAAAACACUUGGAUUCAUUAGGCGAAAUUUGUAUUUAGCAAAUGAGUCAACUAAAUUAUUAGCUUACACAGCUCUAGUUCGCUCAAAGAUUGAAUACGCUUCCAUAAUAUGGAAUCCAAAUCAGACUUACCUAAUAAACAAGCUGGAAUCUUUACAAAAUAAAGCAGCACGCUUCAUCACUAAAACAUACUCUAGAACAUCCAGCAUCACGGCUAUCAAAGAGUCCCUCCAAUUACCGUCCCUAGAAACACGACGACUGUUAGCACUGCUUUCCCACUUCCACAGAUUGUAUCAUACCCCGUCAUCCUUUACAGCAUCCCAUAUCAAACCCCCACAAAAAUGUUUUCCCCGCCUCGACCAUCCCUUCAAAGUGCGUCCCAUGUUUGCACGUACGAAUCUCCUGCGACAAUCACCGCUCUUUCUAGCUAUUCAUCACUGGAAUAAGCUGCCAAAAGAAAUUGCUUCUAUACGUGAUCAUGACUCAUUUGUUAGUAAUUUGAAGCGGAGUUUUACGCAUGUUGGGUAAAAGCAGAAUUUUAUGCCUUUGACGCAUUUUAAGUGUAUCUACAUGCUUUGUACGGAGUGUUGUUGUUGUUGUUUUCAUCAUGUAUGCAAUUCUCUUUCCUUUUUUUCUUUUUAUAUUUUCUUGUUGUAUUCGGUGAUCUUUACCACGGUGUUCUAUAUUGCCUUCCCCCCCCCCUAAUUGUGUUUGAAAUAUCCUGUUGUUAACCCCCCCCCCCCCUAUGUAAUGCCCAUAAGGGCCUUUAGGGUAUCUGAAUAAAAAAAAAAAACUUGUGCCUGAGAAUUACGUAAGCAAAAGGGAUCUGAAAAAAAUUGUGAGGCUAAGCAGUUCUGUAGGUAACUAGCGACACAAACCUGUCACGACCCUUUCUCUGAAACUAUAGCACGAAAAGGAAUUCCUUGUUUAUGGGUCUUGGCAGAGAAAAACAGUUCUAAGGUGAGGGAUUUAGCUUUCUUGACAUUACA